Dentiscutata erythropus is the source of this 1272-nucleotide messenger RNA. The record is from the annotation of a GenBank genome assembly. NCBI's taxonomy places the organism in Eukaryota, Fungi, Glomeromycota, Glomeromycetes, Diversisporales, Gigasporaceae.
AUGUCACAACUUUCUGUCUACCGCUUAAGAUGUGCAUCUCAAAAUUAUGCUUGGGGAAAACUAGGAGCUGACAGCAAAGUAGCUCAAUAUAUUAAAAUUUUAGAUGGCUUUACUAUCGAACCUAAUAAGCCUUAUGCUGAGCUUUGGAUGGGUACACACCCUAGUGGUCCUAGUUCUUUGAUAGCUCAGCCAACGACUUCCCUCAAAGAUGUAAUAAAAUCUAAUCCCGAACUUAUAACUCCAGAAUUGGCCAAAAUUUACGAUGGUGAUUUACCAUUCUUGUUUAAAGUCUUAUCUGUAGGCAAAGCACUUUCGAUCCAAGCUCAUCCUAACAAGAAGCUCGGUAAAGAACUAUUCGAAAAGUACCCAAAUAUAUACAAAGACCCUAAUCACAAACCCGAAAUGACUGUGGCAAUUACAGAGUUUGAAGCGUUAUGUGGUUUUCGACCAUUAGAAGAAAUAAUAGUUUUUCUUUCUGAAUAUCCAGAAUUUCGUGAACUCGUUGGAAGUAAUGUCGUAUCAAGUUUUAUUCAGACUGUUAGUGGCCGAGAGCGUUCAAAAAUUGUAGAGAAAAUCGAGUCAAACAAGGUUGCUCUUCGGCAAUUAUUCACUUCUUUGAUGACAGCGGAUCCAAAUAAUGUGGUAACUUGUGUGAAAAAAUUAAUUUCUCGGUUGCAUCACGAUAACCCUAAAGGAAGCAUACAAGAACUUUUAGUUAGGUUGAACGAGCAAUUUCCGGGAGAUGUAGGAAUAUUCUGUGUAUUGAUGUUAAACUAUGUAAAAUUAGAACCAGGUCAGGCUAUAUUUUUAGGAGCCAAUGAACCUCAUGCUUAUUUAUAUGGAGAUUGUGUUGAAUGUAUGGCAACAAGUGAUAAUGUGGUUCGUGCCGGAUUGACACCUAAAUUUAAAGAUGUUCCCAUACUUGUAAACAUGCUAAAUUAUCGAUAUGGAAACGCUAAAUCUCAAAUUCUUAAUCCAAUUCAAUAUAACGAUUCACCUACAUCUUUGUUAUAUGAUCCGCCUAUUGAAGAGUUCACUGUAAUAUUAACAAAUUUGGAUUCACAAUUUCGAAAGGAGGCUUUCGAAAGUAUUGCUGGCCCUAGUAUUAUUAUUAUUACCGAAGGGAAAGGUUUUUUGCAAUAUGAAAACAAUUCUGAAGUUUUAGAGCCUGGUAGUAUUUUUUUUAUUGGUGCAAAUGUAUCAAUUACUUUAGAAUUGACAACUGACUGUGACCAGCUUAUUUCUUAUCGCGCAUUCUGUGCCUUAAAAUAG